This is a messenger RNA of Coturnix japonica (Japanese quail), 1768 nucleotides long. RefSeq names its product NME/NM23 nucleoside diphosphate kinase 3 (gene NME3). Gene Ontology annotation, molecular function: nucleoside diphosphate kinase activity. The record is from RefSeq and is a predicted model, not a curated record. Lineage: Eukaryota; Metazoa; Chordata; Aves; Galliformes; Phasianidae. Gene Ontology annotation, biological process: CTP biosynthetic process; GTP biosynthetic process; UTP biosynthetic process.
UGUGUGAGGGGGGAAGACUCUGCCCAGCGGACACAUGAGCGGUUCCUUUAACAUCGCCGCCAUGAUCUGCUUGGUGCUGGCGGUGUUCGCCAGCGUGUUCCACAGCGCCCGUUCCGGUGUCGCCGAACGCACCUUCAUCGCCAUCAAACCGGACGGCGUCCAGCGGCACCUGGUGGGGGAGAUCGUGAGGCGCUUCGAGAGGAAGGGCUUCAAACUGGUGGGGAUGAAGCUGCUGCAGGCCUCGGAGGAGCUGCUGAAGGAGCACUACAGCGAGCUGCGGGAACGGCCCUUCUAUGGGCGCCUGGUGAAGUACAUGAGCUCAGGACCCGUGGUGGCCAUGGUGUGGCAGGGCCUGGAUGUGGUCAGGAUGGCACGUACAAUGAUUGGAGAGACCAACCCGGCUGAGUCCAGGCCUGGCACCAUCCGAGGAGAUUUCUGCAUUGAAGUUGGCAAGAAUGUGAUUCAUGGCAGUGACUCGGUUGAGAGUGCCCAGAAGGAGAUCUCCCUCUGGUUCCGCCCAGAUGAGCUGACGUGCUGGGAGGAUGCGGCUGAACGAUGGAUCUAUGAGUGAUGAGACAGCCUGAGGGAAGUACAUCUUCCUAACUCGGGCAUGGGGCAUUUUCAUUAGUUCUAUUUUGGCCCCUCAGGCUGGCUGUGGAUUCUGGCUAUCACGUAUUGGGAGUUUCUCCUUUGUGUGUCUGUGGAAGGGCCCUGGGAGCUGGACUUUGUGUUUGUAACUCAGCAGUUCAGCUCCCUGCAAUAGUAGCUUUUGGUUGUUUAUUUUUUUCCCCUCCAUCUCCUGUAGCAAGUAGUUAUCACUGCUGCUCAGUUUGCUGCAGCAUCCCAAAGUCCUUAUGUGGCUCAAGGUCAUUUAUGAAGGAGAGUGAAAGCUGGGCUCCAUGCCUGUCACUGUGCUGCCAGGCUUACCAGGCACAGAGGGAUGCAUGCUACUUGCCCUGGGGGGGUACACUGCACUCACUGCAGGGUAAUCACUGUCAUCCACUUGCAUGUUGGUGCAAUCCCUCACCAGAUGCUUUCAAAGAAGUAUCAAGUGCAGAGGCUGGCGACCAAGGAUGACCCAGCCUGGUGACACUCAUUGCUAUAAUGUGUCCCUUGUGUGCAAUGGGGAGGAAGAGGCUCCGAGGACCUUAGUUGGGCUCCUCCUGUGAGCUGUUCACUUUUGGAGGCUUCCUGACUUGCUGUGACAGCAAGUCCUGUCACAAGAGAGGCCCAGAGCCACUUGUUUGAAUGUAUUCCCGUGUCCUUUACUACUGGGCCCCAUUUAUGCCUGCUGUCCCUUUGUUUUCAUACCACCAUCCAUUUCAUUAAGCUGUUUCUGAGCCCUCUACACAGCCUGCCAACAUAUAAAGGCAGCAACUGUGGCACUGCAUUCUGCUGUGGAGCAGAGUGUUUUAUUGCAUGUAGGCUGAGAUACUUUGCUCAUGUUCUGCAAGCUCAUCUCUCUCUUGAGCUAAAAGAUUUGUAUCUGCUCCCACUUGUACCUGCAGGCUGGCCUCGGGUGGUGGGACUGAGCAGAGAAAUAUCAGGAGUAAUGAGGAGAAGGGACUCAGGGACUUCUAUGAGUAACUGUGUCUUUAUUCUGCUGUCCAAUGGCAACGCACAGUGUUUCUGAUAAGCCAGAGCACCUCAUGCCUUCAGAGCCUUCUCCAAAUGGUUGGUUACAGCUCUAAUCAUCAUGAAGAAGAGAUCAUUUGUUCCCAUAAAUCAUCCAUGUGUCUUUAUUUAUAAUAAACUCUGGAGAGUCCCA